AUGGCGGCGGGCCUGGCCACGAGCCGCGGCGCCGGAGGGCUGAUCCGGCUGGAUAUUUACAUGGAUCUGCUGUGUCCGUGGUGUUUCAUCGAGAAGCACAGCCUGGAGGCGCUGAUGCAGCGCUACCGAGACGAGCAUCCCGAGGUGCGCUUUGAGGCCAUGUUCAGGCCGUAUUACAUUGCGCCGACGAUGGCGAAGCACGGCGUCGAAAAGCGCGGCAUCUACGACCGCCUCGAGUCCCUCAACCCAAACUUCCUCUCCCGCAUCCAAGUCGCCGGCGCCAAGCACGACAUCGCCUUCUCCAUCCGCGGCGUCACCGGCAACACCCGCACCGCCCACCGCCUCAUCGCCGUCGCCCUGCGCGAGCUCGGCCCAGCGGGCCAGUCCGGCGUCGUCGAGCAGCUGUACCAGGGCCACUUUGAGGACGGGCGCGACCUCGGCGACGAUGCCUGGCUGGUCACCGUGGGCGUGGCCGCGGGCAUUCCCGAGGCGGUUGUGCGGUCCGGCCUGGAGGAUGAGGAGGCGGGCAGGAGGCUCGAUGCCGUGGCCCAGGCGGCGAGGGAUGUCAUGGGUGUCGAGGCCGUGCCGUGCGUGAUGGUGCAGGAUCGGUACAAGGUCGGAGGCUAUCAGGAGGCCCAUGUCUUUGAGAGCUUGUUUGAGAAGAUACGGCUGGCGGGCGAGGGUCUGUGA
Trichoderma asperellum CBS 433.97 is the source of this 690-nucleotide messenger RNA. RefSeq lists its product as uncharacterized. The record is from RefSeq and is a predicted model, not a curated record. Lineage: Eukaryota; Fungi; Ascomycota; Sordariomycetes; Hypocreales; Hypocreaceae. Gene Ontology annotation, molecular function: oxidoreductase activity.